Messenger RNA from Anthostomella pinea, 879 nucleotides. NCBI's taxonomy places the organism in Eukaryota, Fungi, Ascomycota, Sordariomycetes, Xylariales, Xylariaceae. The record is from the annotation of a GenBank genome assembly.
AUGUUUAGCACGCCCAAGUUCGAGUAUUCCUCACUCCCGUCUGCAGGGGAACAACUCACGCCAGACGACGAGCGGCAUCACUUCGUGGAUGACUUGGAAAAGCUUGCUGGCGAGUCACUAAGACCAGGACUUUUCCACAGGACUAUCCAGCGAGCCAGGAUAUACACACCUAGUGUUGCCAUCUUGAUACCAUGGAGUCUAGUCCUUCUAUGCGUCUGGCGCAUCCUGUACUGGGAAGCGCAAGGGCCCAACGAGCUGGAAUGCACGCGGCUGCUCAACCCAUAUUCUCCGCUUAUCGAAGAAGGUCUCGUUGAGUACUACGACACAAAUUUCGACAACGAGUUUGCCCACAAGACCGAGUAUCGCGGUCCGCCUACCCCUGAUAUCGAAGUAGCCUGGAACCGGCUUUGGAACAGGGGCGCGGUAGAAGUGCCGGUCGAAGGGCUGGCCAAGCUGAAUAAGUCGGGCGAUUUGCUGAAGCACGCCCACUUCGACCCAAACAGAGGGUACAGCUCAAUCCUCGAAGCCUUCCACCAACUGCACUGCCUAAACCUCAUCCGCCAGUUCACGUGGCGAGACUACUACUACGAGCAUCUACAGGAGUGGCUGGCGAUGCCCGAGAACCAGCGCAUGGUCGACCUGAACGUGUCGGACCACCGGAGCGUGGGCGAUCGCAUGCACGUGGACCACUGCAUCGAGACGCUUCGUCUGCAGCUCAUGUGCAAUGCCGACGUGACGCCCUUGCUCAUCCUGUUGGACGAUAGCUCCGAGCAUGGUACCGCGGCGGACUUCAAUACGCACCACAAGUGUCGGAACUGGGACAAGUUACUUGAUUGGCAGGAUAAGCAUAACACUGAUGAUGAGCCGGAGCCAGAAUGA